CAAAAACUGUAAAAGAAGUCAAACAGUUCUAUUUUUCUUUAACAAAUAUGGUCGAGUGCUCUACUCACUUGUGAAGUUUCGAGAAGAAAUGGCAUCCAUGAUAUUUUGUGCAAAAAUGGGUACAUUAUCGAAAAAGGCUUUCGCCCCACUUUAUAUAUAAAGCACAGAUCAACCACAGCCCAAGUACAAACACACCCCACGACAACACACGCACACACCCAAGGCGGAAUACAUAGGCGCUGAGCGCAGCAACACCACCCCUAACACUACAAGAGCAAUCGGGGACCUCCACCGUGAACACGCCACCGCGAAAAGAUGAAGUCGCAUAUGACGAACCGUGAGCUCCAAGGUGGCGCCUCCAAAAAGGUUACGACGCUAGCGCGCCGCCACCGCCUGACCCGGGGGUCAGAGUUUCCCCUGGAGCGACACGAUGACCGGUGAGAGCCGCGACGCCGCCUUCAAGAAGGUAACGCGCUACGCCGCCGCCGGUCCGUCCGAGGAUAGAACAGGUUUUCCCCCAGCAAACACUCACCGUCACCGAACGCCACACCCCUGCCACCAUGCCGCCCACACGGCCAUGGUCACCGGGCAGCACCAAGCCACGGGUUCUGCCCAUGAGCACCGCGCUACCACCACCAGGGCCGUCGCUCCGGCAUCCAUGACCUUGACACCACCGCACCCGAGACCCGUUGCUACCCCAACCAAAGAGACGAGUGGAAAGGUCGCUCCUUUACACACCCCUGGACGGCCCCUGGCGCCGAGACCCAAAGGGCCGGCCCAAAAAUGGCCUCCAUCACCCGUCCUGCUGCACCGGGUGCAAGACAAGCUCGGUCCUGCUGCCGGGCGCGAGACGAGCUCUGUCUCGCAGCCACGGGCGCGAGACGAGCAAUGGACCGUAACUGGGAGCGGUCCAGCCCUAUGACAAGGGUAGAGCCCGGACGACGAGGGGAGGAAUCGAAGGUUGAAAAAAGCCUCUCCAACCACCAGCCCGGCCAGCUUCCAAAUUCCAAGCUGUAUCGACUCGUUCGUGCGUGGUAAUGGUCGCCAUGACGGCAGCUGCACUCUGGAUGGAUCAACACGUGUUGUGUGAUUCCAGCAGCAGGUCCUGGUGCUGAAUUCAAAGGAUGCGCGCGCAAUUUAGCUUGGCAUCCGCGAUCCAACUCAUCCGAAGCUGCUUAGCGAUGGAGCGCCGUGCCCAGCAAGGACAAGCGUCCGGGCGCGCCGCCGCAUGGUGGGGCGCGCUCCUUCUCUUCCUGCUCAUGUCGUCCUCACAGCUGCGCGGCGCGAGCUCCGCGCCGGGCGAAGCCGAGGCGCUCGUGGAAUGGAAGAGCAGCCUGCCGCGUCUCGCCGCUCUCGCCUCGUGGGACCGGGAGGCCGCCGCCAACUCCACCUCCGCAGCGUGCUCGUGGCACGGCGUGUCGUGCGACGUCCUCGGCCGGGUCGUGAGCGUCGACGUGUCCGGCGCCGGCCUCGCGGGCACGCUCGACGCCCUGGACCUCUCUCAUCGCUGCCCAGCCUCGGCAGCCUCAACCUCAGCUUCAACUCGCUGACGGGAUCGUUCCC
This is a messenger RNA of Aegilops tauschii subsp. strangulata, 1563 nucleotides long. NCBI's taxonomy places the organism in Eukaryota, Viridiplantae, Streptophyta, Magnoliopsida, Poales, Poaceae. The record is from RefSeq and is a predicted model, not a curated record.